AUGUAUGUAUCUGCUCCCGGAGAUGUCAGAACAUCAGAGGAUGAGAACGUACGAAUGGGAGCCCCAUCUAAGCUUCCCAAGUCCAAAUUUUGCGUAUGCGACCCUUCCCACAACAAAUUACCUCCCAUCCCAGCCAUCAACACCUCAUCAGAGUUGCAUUUGCGAGACUUGAGGCUCAACCAUCAGACCGGUAGCCAUCGGACCGAUUUUGGCUCUUCUAAUCUGCUUGCAAUGCCAAGGGCGAUCGGAGAGAUGGUCACUAGUCUAAUAGGCCCCGGCAAGGCUCCGCUUCGCUCUUGUGAUUUUUGGGGGAGGAAGGGAGGCAUAGGAGUGGCUGCAGGUGACCUGAGAAAGAAACUGCUCAAGAGUGAGCAAGCUAAAUCGAUGAUCCGGAAAACUAGAGUGCAAGAGGCAGUGUCUCCUUCUCUUUCCAGGCUGCCAUCGCCCACGCCAGCUGAAGGUAGUCCAGCUGAAGGCCAGCAACGAUGGGUCAAGAAUACAUUCUUCAUGAAUACCCACUUGUAUGUUCUGCUUCAAGGUCAUGUAUACCUGUCUUUUAACAUUUCUAACCAGCUUGCAACAGAGGGGCCACAAAGUAAAGCUCCCUUCAUUGUUACUGGACUUUCACCUCGGGCUACCGCUUUCAUCCAGAGCAUGAGCAAUCCUAAUGCGAAUGUGAGCCACUUUUAUGAGUUGAUGCUUGAAUCUUGCAAAUGCGUGUUUGAUAAUGAAGUGGAGCAGGCAGCAUUUGAAGAACAGAUGCAGCUUAUGUUUGGAGUCAAGGAAGCCUACAAGAUCUUUACCAACAACAAGCUAAUCAGAUCGAUUAUCAAGCAGGUCCAAGUAAUCCUUGCCAAUGAUGUGAAUGAGGUGCUCUAUAGGGAGAGGUGGUGGUAUGAGUCAAAGGGUGGAUUGCUGAGUCCACAUAAUGCUGAAAAGGUGCUUGGGUCGGAUGAGAAUCUGUUCCGUAUCAACUGGCUGCCAGAAUCCAAGAAGAUGAUGAUGCAGUUAAUUGGGAAGGAUGAUUCCAGCUUUGAUAAUUUAGAGAUAUCGACUGGGCAAUGGCAGGCAUACAUUAAAUCCUAUGUUCAGACUGGUCCGACCACUGAUGUUCCCCAAAUGAAGAUCAGGCAACUAAAUCUACCAACAACUAUUCCAACUGAAGCAAACAUCAAGACAAGUGAUGGCUUGAAGAUCAAAGUGUGUGUUCAUACGUACUGUCUGUUCUUCGUGUCAGAUUCGGAGGAUUAUUUGCCAAUCUUCAUACCCUCUUCUGAUACUUCGAGACCGUUAACCCAAGCCUACCUUAAGAAAUGGUGUGAGUGGUUGGGGGACAUUGACGUCUGGGAAAAGAGAAAGGAGGAGAAUGCAUACCAUGAGAGAGAGAGAGAAAUAAUAAUACAAGAGACGGAAGGACUCCGGCAAGAGGUGGAAGCAGAUAGGGAGAAGGAGGAAACAAGAAGGUUGCAGAAGGAAAUUGACGACUCCGAAUGGGAGCUGGCAUUGCAUAUGGACUGGUUGUCCUCUUCACGGCCUAGCAUGAUUUGA
Molecule: messenger RNA, 1548 nt
Organism: Desarmillaria tabescens
Lineage: Eukaryota; Fungi; Basidiomycota; Agaricomycetes; Agaricales; Physalacriaceae
Exons: 13
Coding region: 1-1548 (515 amino acids)
Biological process (GO): negative regulation of transcription by RNA polymerase II
Cellular component (GO): chromatin; histone deacetylase complex
Molecular function (GO): transcription corepressor activity
Source: RefSeq, a predicted model, not a curated record